GGGGUGGCUGAAUUGCUUGUGGUUCAAGGUUGUUCCGCUCCGGCGGCGCAAGAGCGGAGGAGAGCCUGGCUCCUGGGACGAAGCUCCUAAACGGCGAUCAUCGUGUAGCUAACGUGUUAUCAACGCCUUAUUUGUAACUGUCGUCAUAACGUUCGCCCACGACUCGCACACAAAGCAUCAGCAUGGGUACUUGAUAUUCGUAUACAGCAAGGUCUUCUACCCUUUUGAUCCGAGCCGAGUAACUGCAAACAAAAUGGGACGGCUUGCGUGGUAUGCUGGAGUGUCUACGGCCCUGGCUGGAGGGGUUAUACUUUCUGCCUUCAAUCAACGGGCAAACUUCUAUUCGGCGUGUGUUUAUAUGGCACAAAGCAACCUUUGCCUGAUGAUAUUGAUCAACCUGAUCCUUUUCGUCUACGGAUCUUUCAUGUACGGACUGCAGCGACUUUGUUAUGGAGCACUUCGGCCUAUUGAAAUCGAACAACUUUACGAGAAGUCUUGGUUCGCAAUAACGGAAACAUGUCUUGCAAUGACCAUAUUUAGAGAGGAAGUCGGUGCAUGGUUCUUGGUGAUGUUUGUUGCCCUCUUGACGGGUAAGGUAUGGGGAUGGAUCGGAGAUGGGAGAGUGGAGAUUCUCGAACAGCAACCACCUGCGAAUCCACGUCUUUUCCAUAUUCGGCUUUCUCUGUCCUUGGGCAUGUCUGCCGUGUAUGAUCUCUGGCUGAUGAAGUACACCAUCAACACCGUUAUCCAGCAGGCGAGGCCGAAUAUGAUGGUGAUGUUUCUUUUUGAGUUUGCCAUCCUCACCACAUCAUCAUUUGCGACGGCGUUGCGAUACGGCAUAUCAUUAGUAGAAAGCAGCGUGGUAAAGCAGCAAACCCAGGAACGACUUGCUGAGCGGAGGAGAGAGGUUAGAGAAGAGAGGGCCGAGAUGAUUCGUCAAAGGGAAACCGCAGCUGCGGGAGGUGCUGAAACAGCUGAUGCAAGUGCGCCUUUGCCUUUCGAAGAUGAUGUGGACGAAAUGGAUAUUGAAGUUCCCGGAUGGGAGGCAAAAGGCCAAUGGGUAUUGACCCUAGACUUGAUCACUGAUUUUGUCAAAUUGGGCAUUUACGUUUCGUUCUUUGUUAUUCUACUCAUGUUCUACGGUCUCCCAAUUCAUAUUAUGCGAGAUCUGUUCCUUACAGCACGGUCUUUCACCAAACGUCUGAGGGCUUUUGUGAAAUAUCGCAAGGCCACGCAGGAUAUGAAUGCAAGAUACGGGGAUGCUACAGUAGAGGAUAUCCAGCGGGAAGAUACUUGUAUCAUCUGUAGAGAGGAAAUGCGACCAUGGUCUGUCACAAAUCCAGAGCCUCCACCUGCGGCACCCGCGGAAGCACCCCCGAUAAGACCUACUACUACCAUUAAUGAACGAACUCGGCCUAAGAAAUUGCCCUGCGGCCAUAUCUUGCAUCUCGGUUGUCUCAAGAGCUGGCUUGAGCGGCAACAGGUCUGUCCAAUAUGUCGUCGACCCGUGAUUGAUGCCGCCGGAGCUCAAUCUGCAAAUAAUGGCAACCCAGUAGCUCAAGAACCACAACCUGGCCCUGGUCAGCAGGAUGGUGCUGGAGCACAGGCCCAAGCAGCUGUCAGACCUCAGCGUAGGAUGCGGAUGCUCAACCUUGGGCCUCUGAGAGUUGGCUUCGGCCAAGCUAAUCUCCAAGAUUUUGCACAAGGUCUCGCUGGGCAGCAACAAGGACAAGAGAAUGGAGUAGGCGGAGCCGGAAAUGCGAGGAUUUAUGGUUUGGAGCUGGGAUUUCCUCGUCGAGCCCAAGCACAAGGCCAUGUGGGGGAAAAUCUGAAUGCGGCUGGGGCAAGUCCUAUCCAGGAUCAGCUUCAACAGCUCGAGCAGCAAGUUUUGGCAGAGAUUAGAGCUCUGCAAGUAACACAGCAAGAGCUACACUUAGUGCAGCUCUUGCAGGUAGAGCUUACUAGGCUGCGGCUGCUACAAAAUGGAGCGGCAGAUCCAUUGGCACCAACUUUUCAGAUGCCACAGGUAAACCAACUGCCACAACUUUCACUUCCACCUAUAGGACCAUUGGGAAAUGGCAGAAACCCCUCGCAGUACGCUACUCCUCAGUUGGCAAGACAUGUGGCGCGACCGAAUACAGCCGCUAUACCCUCAGGCAGUACCAACCUCCCACCUGGCGUAACUAUCCCAGAAGGAUGGUCCCUUCUUCCGUUGGAAAGAUUAGAUGGCAGCGCCGCCAUCCCGCAACCAACAAGUAUGGCAACUACAGCAUCUACAGCCACCACGCAAAGUGGCACCAGCCCUACAACCGGUAUUUCUAAUAAUACCUUGUCAUCCACGCCGAGAAUAAACCCCGAAGAUCACUCAGGGGCUUUGUCUACUGAUUCGUCCGACACAAACGCCAUCCACACUCCACUGUCAAUAGCAGCUGACCAAGCCAGCAUCGCAGCCCCGAAGACCUCAACGCAAAGUACCACCUCUACCUCCAGUAGCACAAGGGAAUCCACCGCAGCACAACCGGAGGAUACAAGCGCAAAUGUCUUGCCUCACUGGGGCUCCAAUCAACUAUAUAUGGGCUCAAGUUCUGUGGCCAAUCCGAUCAGUAAUGCAGAAGAAUCUUCCCCCAGAGCGUUGGCAGCACAAACCCCCACAAUUGUUGAUGUGCAGGGCAGUAUGGAUAGUACGGCUUCUUCCACGGCUGAGGAGGGAUUAUCUUCAUCACGAGAUACCCAUGAAGAGGAGCGCAGGAAGGAGAAGGGGAAAGCGAAAGCUGCCACGGUGGAGGAUACAGUUGACGAGGCAGAAGGGGCUUAAUCCAGGGCAGACUGAUACCUAGCUUCGUUGUCGUAUUUGACAGUGUAUUCUUGAUGGUGCAUGGAGCGGAGCGACCUUUAGGCUUGUUGUAUUUGUAACUCGAACGAAAGUUCAGAAGCGUAUCACAUACUUGCGCUCGUACAUGCUGACUUUUUAUCUGGAUAUUGCUGAAAAAGGUUUGUGCUGGCCCUGAACCAACUGGUCAGCGCUUCUCAGCUGAACUUUGACUUAUCGGCAUGAUAACCAAAGUUCCUUCUCCAUUUUGCCUUCCCCCUCAUGUAAGUUGUUGAACACAGUGGAUGGAAGGCCUUGGGAAUUUUGACGUCAGUCUACUAUUAAAGCAUUGCUGAGUUAGAUCACAUCUUUUCCAAAUCUUAUUUGUACAAGAACCCCCCCAUCCCUCCGCCACUGGCAUCUAGGCAAUUGCAUUUAUGGUACUAGAGUUAUUUCCCCUCACAGUUGCUCUGUUAAUAUACCUAAAUCAAAUCACGUUAACCCUUUGUCACUUCUUAGAAUAACUCUGGUCUGUCGACCUCAGACAUGCCUACGAGACCAUCGACUGACUCGGUAGUGAAGAAGCGUCCGCCUCCGAGCACAACAAUCGGAACCCCAUCAAGGUGAUUUCGCUGCAGUACUUCAAUUUCAGGAGAUCUAAUCGUCGGGCUUGUUAGGGAGAACAGGUCUGGCAACAUGCUGCAAG
This is a messenger RNA of Cadophora gregata, 3515 nucleotides long. RefSeq names its product E3 ubiquitin-protein ligase hrd1 (gene HRD1). Gene Ontology annotation, cellular component: cytoplasm. The transcript has 4 exons. NCBI's taxonomy places the organism in Eukaryota, Fungi, Ascomycota, Leotiomycetes, Helotiales, Ploettnerulaceae. Bases 254 to 2815 code for a protein of 853 amino acids. The record is from RefSeq and is a predicted model, not a curated record.